AUGCCAGUUGACCCAGAAAAGUUAGCCAAGUUACAAAAAGCUACCGCCAAGAAGGUCGGUGGAUCCAGAGUCAAGGCCAAAAAGAACAUCAAGUCCGAACAAGAUGACACCAAAUUGAUUGAAGCCUUAGGCAAAUUGAAGGCUACUAAGGUCGAAGGUGUUGAAGAAGCCAACUUCUUCAGAGAAGACGGCAAGGUCUUGCACUUCAACAGAGUCGGUGUCCAAGGUGCUGCUGCCCACAACACCUUUGCUUUCACCGGUUACCCACAAGAGAAGGAUGUUACCCAAUUGAUCCCACAAAUCUUGCCACAAUUGGGUGCUGAAAACUUGGAAAUCUUGAGAAAGUUGGCUGAACAAAUCCAAGCCGGCAGAGCUCCAACCGAGUUGAACGCCGAUGAAGACAUUCCAGACUUGACUGACCAAAAGUUCGACGACGUCGAGUAA
Molecule: messenger RNA, 444 nt
Organism: Suhomyces tanzawaensis NRRL Y-17324
Lineage: Eukaryota; Fungi; Ascomycota; Pichiomycetes; Serinales; Debaryomycetaceae
Gene: EGD1
Product: Egd1p
Exons: 1
Coding region: 1-444 (147 amino acids)
Cellular component (GO): nascent polypeptide-associated complex; cytosol
Source: RefSeq, a predicted model, not a curated record